AACACAAACCCAUUAGUUCUCAAUGGGUGAUACAACCAAGGAGGAUGUCUCUGGCUAUAGCCGAAAAGUUGUGGGUAAGAAAAGAAGAGCGUAUUUCUUUAGGAAAUGGACAAAGAUCGAUGUAAUGAGAGUCUCCUCUGUUGGGACCGUGCACUUCUUGUGUCUCUUGGCUCCUUUUUACUUCAAAUGGGAAGCUCUCCUAUUCGGUGUUAUACUCGCUUUUCUAACUUCCCUCUGCAUUACGUUCUCGUACCAUAGAAACUUGACUCAUCGGAGCUUUAAGCUACCUAAAUGGCUUGAAUAUUCAUUUGCCUAUUUUGCCCUUUUUGCGCUUCAGGGUCAUCCAAUAGAUUGGGUGAGCACACAUAGGUUCCAUCAUCAGUUCACAGAUUCGGACCGUGACCCACAUAGCCCUAUGGAAGGAUUCUGGUUUAGUCAUGUCUUCUGGAUAUUCGACACCAGUUACAUCAGAGAAAAGUGUGGAGGACGUGACAACGUGAUGGACUUGAAACAGCAAUGGUUCUAUAGGUUUUUACGAAACACCAUUGGUCUCCACAUCAUGACGUUUUGGACCCUCGUCUACUUGUGGGGUGGUCUACCCUACCUAACUUGCGGCAUUGGUGCUGGAGGAGCAAUCGGUUACAACGGGACAUGGCUCAUAAACUCAGCUUGCCAUAUCUGGGGCUCACGAGCAUGGAACACCAAGGACACAUCUCGUAACAUAUGGUGGCUAGGACCAUUCACGAUGGGAGAAAGCUGGCACAACAACCACCAUGCCUUUGAAGCCUCAGCUAGGCAUGGACUUGAAUGGUAUCAGGUAGACUUGACUUGGUACCUCAUUUCGUUCUUCCAGGCUCUCGGUUUAGCCACUGACGUCAAAUUACCAUCAGAAGCUCAGAAACGGAAGUUGGCUUUCCCUCGUUAAUCUCAGCUCUGAUUCUAUCUAUGUCGCUUUCAACUUUGUGUUUCUUAAUGAUAUGUAUGUCAUAACUUGUUCUUUUGUUAUU
This is a messenger RNA of Brassica oleracea var. oleracea, 1007 nucleotides long. Its product is annotated as delta-9 desaturase-like 1 protein. Gene Ontology annotation, biological process: lipid metabolic process. Lineage: Eukaryota; Viridiplantae; Streptophyta; Magnoliopsida; Brassicales; Brassicaceae. The record is from RefSeq and is a predicted model, not a curated record. Bases 23 to 925 code for a protein of 300 amino acids. Gene Ontology annotation, molecular function: oxidoreductase activity, acting on paired donors, with oxidation of a pair of donors resulting in the reduction of molecular oxygen to two molecules of water. The transcript has 5 exons. Gene Ontology annotation, cellular component: endoplasmic reticulum membrane.